Molecule: messenger RNA, 2072 nt
Organism: Medicago truncatula (barrel medic)
Lineage: Eukaryota; Viridiplantae; Streptophyta; Magnoliopsida; Fabales; Fabaceae
Product: cytokinin dehydrogenase 3
Exons: 5
Coding region: 89-1711 (540 amino acids)
Biological process (GO): cytokinin metabolic process
Molecular function (GO): FAD binding; cytokinin dehydrogenase activity
Source: RefSeq, a predicted model, not a curated record
CCCCAUCCUUCCACAACCACAUCAUUCACCAAACACUCCUUUCUCUAUUUUUCUCCUAUAUUAAUUCUCUCAACACACACAAAAAAAAAUGUCUCAAAAUUACCCUUUUCCAAUAUACUUCAUUCUCUUAAUAAUAACCAUACCACGUUUAAUAUCAACCGUAGGUAAAACCGAGCAAUGGAAAUUCACUACAAAAAAUUCCAACAUAUCUCAAAAACUCAUAAACGAUCCAAAAGCCAUUGAACUAGCUUCAAGUGAUUAUGGCAACCUCGUACAUGAAUUCCCAGCAGCAGUGUUUCAACCAUCAACGGUAAACGACAUAGUAAGUCUUGUAAAGUUGUCGUAUAAUAGUUCUGUCCCUUUUCUUAUAGCUGCAAGAGGACAAGGUCAUUCCACACGAGGACAAGCUAUGGCACGUGAUGGUGUUGUUGUUGACAUGAAAGGGUUGAGAAGAUUGAAAAACAAUAAUAAAAAUAAUGAACAUAAUAAUAAAAAUGUUGGAAUUGAGGUUUUUGAGGAUCCUAAGGUUGGAUUUGGAUACUAUGUUGAUGUUGGAGGGGAACAACUAUGGAUUGAUGUGUUGUAUGAAACACUUGAGUAUGGACUUGCACCUGUUUCUUGGACUGAUUAUCUUUACUUAACUAUUGGAGGGACACUCUCUAAUGCUGGUAUUAGUGGACAAACCUUUCGUUAUGGUCCUCAAAUUACUAGUGUUCAUCAAUUGGAUGUUGUUACUGGAAAAGGAGAAUUUGUAACAUGCUCUAAACAGAACAAUUCAGAAUUAUUUAAUGGAGUUCUUGGAGGAUUAGGACAAUUUGGAAUUAUAACAAGGGCAAGAAUAGCUCUUGAGCCAGCACCAAAGAGGGUUAAAUGGGUAAGACUUUUGUACAGUGAUUUUUCUGUUUUUACCAAAGACCAAGAACGGUUAAUCUCAAUGAAAGGAAACAAAAAUAGUGCAUUGGAUUAUUUGGAAGGGAUGGUUUUAAUGAAUCAAGGACCCAUAAAUAAUUGGAGAUCUUCUUUCUUCCCUUUAACCGACCAUCAUAGAAUACUUUCCCUAGUAACUCAACAUACGGUCCUAUAUUGCUUGGAAAUUGCCAAAUAUUAUGAUUACCAUUCUGAAAACAAUGUGAACAAGGAAAUUCAAGUUUUGCUCCAAGGACUGAACUAUAUCCCUGGAUUUCAUUAUGAAAAAAAUGUGUCAUUUGUUGAGUUCUUGAAUAGAGUGAGAAGUGGAGAGUUGAAGCUUCAAUCACAAGGGCUAUGGGAUGUUCCUCAUCCAUGGCUUAAUAUGUUUAUACCAAAAUCAAGAAUCUUAGAUUUUAAUUUAGGUGUCUUCAAGAAAAUUAUUCAAAAACGCAACAUUACCACAGGACCUGUCUUGGUUUAUCCCAUGAAUAGAAACAAAUGGGACAAUGAGAUGUCAGCAACAAUACCAGAUGAUGAGGAAGAUAUCUUCUAUGCAGUUGGAUUUUUGCACUCAAGUGGGUUUGAUAAUUGGAAAGCAUUUGAUGCUCAAAACAAAGAAAUUUUGCAAUUUUGUAAUCAUGCUAAGAUUAACUAUAAGUUAUAUCUUCCCCACUACAGCACACAGGAAGAGUGGACAAACCAUUUUGGACCUAAAAAAUGGAAAACUUUUUUACAAAGAAAAAAUGAGUUUGAUCCAAGAAUGAUUCUAUCACCUGGACAAAGAAUCUUCAACAACAAUUAAAUAAAACCAUAGUAUAUAAUAUUUUUAAUAUUUAGGAUGGGACUACCUAGCUGGCUGGUCACAGGUUGUGUAUAUGAUGAUAUGAUCCAAACCUUGAUGAUCAGAAUCAUAGCUUUUUUGUACUUUGUAAUUUAAUUUUGUUAGAGGGUGGGGUUAUGAUUUUGGCACAUAUAUAAAUCAGGUUACACAUACCUUAGAUACGUUAGGUUGACAAAAUCAUAUGUGAAAGGUGCACACAUCUAGCUGUAUCUUGAUUUUUUUCUUUGUUUGUGUGUCCCAAAGUACACAUUAGUAGUUUUUUCGAGCCUAGUGUAGAGAAAUUAUAUAAACGUUUAUGUUGAGGAUUUUUUUAUUAUUCAAA